Molecule: messenger RNA, 3702 nt
Organism: Coregonus clupeaformis (lake whitefish)
Lineage: Eukaryota; Metazoa; Chordata; Actinopteri; Salmoniformes; Salmonidae
Gene: ugt5e1
Product: UDP glucuronosyltransferase 5 family, polypeptide E1
Exons: 3
Coding region: 891-2708 (605 amino acids)
Molecular function (GO): UDP-glycosyltransferase activity
Source: RefSeq, a predicted model, not a curated record
GGUCGGAGGCCGAGCAGUUGCCAUACCAGGCAGUGUUGCAACCAGUCAGGAUGCUCUCCAUAUAAAUUGAUGUAAUAAUGUGAUGUAAGCCCCUCUCUUAUUCGAAAUGUUAACCUUGGACACGUAAACACAAGACAACAUUAAUUUAGCUCGUUACAAACUCCAAGGCUAUCUUGACUAGUUAAACCCAGCCCGACAAUCUUCUUUGACAGUGGAGGUAAAUAUCUAAAGUCCAUGGUGUAAACGGAUUCAACUCACAGCAACAAACCCAGUCUAACAUUAAGCAAGGAAAUAAGUCAUUUCAGUGUGAUGCAUCAAUAUAUCAAUAGGUUACACAUAUAGGACACUCGCUAUUCACUAAGGACCAAAUCAUAAAUUGGGAAACAGGCACAUGCAUUAUGUAAAUGAGAAACUAAAGCAGGAAAAUAAAAAAUCUAGUUCUGAAAAAAUGUAUGUGGAUUUGGCCUAGAAGACUCAGCCAUGACCACAAUACUAGAAAUCCCCUUUAGAUGUUAUACAACUGCUAAUGCUCUUACUAUUGGUUUUCAAACAAUAUUUAGGCCUAAUUAUAAUGAAUGAAUACGCUUGUAUGGGAAUAAAUCUCAAAUCUUGCACUUUUAAAGUGCACAUUGUUUUUGGGUUAUGAGAGGCUCAGUCAGUGUGAAUGAAUGUUACAUAAUUCCCUCUGCAUAAUCUGUUUUUGGAGCAGGCAUUGAAUUCCAGAACACGUGCUUCAGAAGCAGUACCCCUUCUCUCCCUCCACUAUAGCACAGACCACGUCAGAAAUCUGGGUCAAAGUUAAUUUGUACUUUUCCUGCUGUGUGCCAAAGUGCAGCAUAUAUGUUUGGUGUAGUAGUCUCUGAAAACCCUCGAUAAGCAGAGAGAAAUGCAUGCACCCACGGAGAAGUGAAGAAACAGCCACUGCCAGGCUUUUAUUUUCCAUUGCCUUGGAAAUAUUCAACCUAUUUUUACGAAGUGCUCUCAUACCCAAAGGGGUUCUUUGGGGCCACUUACAACAAGGUACUCGUCAUAUCUUCAGACUCAAGGUCAACCUUGUUACGUGUAAAAGCAGACAAACCAUGAUAGUCACCGUGGCAGCCCCACCCUGCUUCCCUCCACAUCCUGCUCUCCUCCUACUGACCUGUCUCCUGUGGGUGUUCCCAGCUCAGAGCCAGGCUGGCAACAUCCUGGUGUACCCUGUGGACGGCAGCCAUUGGCUCAACAUGGACAUCCUCCUGCGAGAGCUGCACCUGCGGGGGCACUCUUUAACAGUGGUCCGCUCAUCCACUAGCUGGUACGUUCCUGAACACGCCCCCCACUACUCCUCAGUCACAUUGCCCGUGCCCGGGGCCAAUAGCCUGGAGGACCCGCAGUACAUGGCAUCCUUCCUGAAGAGGAGCCUAGAGAUAUGGACACGAGAGCGAUCCAUUUUGUCCUUCAUCGAGCUACAGAAGGAGACUAUUAAUUUGCUGGAGGAGGCCCAUCGCGGCAGUGCUGAAAUGGCCCGCUUAGCCAUGGAGGACAAACAGUUAAUGGAGAAGCUGAAGGGAGCCAAUUUUGAUUUAAUGUUGACAGAUCCUGGAUUUGCAGGAGGAGUUGUAUUGGGGAGUUACUUGGGUCUUCCUAUUGUGCUCAACGUUCGUUGGAUCACCAAUGCAGAGGGACACUUUGCGAUUGCACCUUCGCCCCUUUCUUACAUACCAACUAUUGGGUCGCUGGUCACAGAUAAAAUGAGUUUUGUCAACAAACUAAAAAACGUCUUGCAUUAUGGAAUCUCUCUUUAUAUUGAUUACGGCAUAACAAGACCUCUAUACCAGGGUGUGAUCAACGAAUUCAUCGAUCCAAACACCAAUAUCUAUUCUCUCAUUCAGGGGGCUGACCUAUGGCUGAUGAGAGUGGACUUUGUGUUUGAGUUCCCACGCCCCACCAUGCCCAACGUGGUCUACAUGGGGGGCUUCCAGUGUAAGCCCUCUAAGCCUUUGCCCGCAGAGUUAGAGGCAUUUGUGCAGAGCUCGGGGGAACAUGGGGUCGUGGUCAUGUCUUUGGGGAGUCUGCUGGGUAGCCUCCUCCCGGAGAUCUCAGAGGUAAUUGCAGCUGCCUUCGCCCGCCUGCCUCAGAAGGUGGUGUGGAGACAUACAGGAGAGAAGCCCUCUACUCUAGGCAACAACACACUACUGGUGAACUGGCUGCCUCAGAACGACCUACUUGGCCAUCCCAAAACAAGAGCCUUUGUGACACACGGGGGCACCAAUGGGAUCUAUGAAGCCAUCUACCAUGGGGUUCCCAUGUUAGGCCUUCCUCUCAUCUUUGACCAGUUUGACAACAUGCUUCGUCUACAGGCCAGGGGUGUGGCUAAGAUUCUCGAGGUGACGGCCCUAGAGGUGGAACCUAUGACACAGGCUCUGACAGACAUCCUGGACAAGAGUAAGCCCUACGGAGAGAAUAUGCUCAGGAUGUCAAAGCUCCACCACGAUACACCUCUCAAACCAAUGGACAACGCCAUCUUCUGGCUAGAAUUUGCUAUGAGGCACAAGGGUGCAGCACACUUGCGCACCGAGUCCUACAAGAUGCCCUGGUAUGCUUACCACAAUGUGGAUAUACUGGUACUUCUCCUGACUGUUGUUGUCUCUGUCCUGCUACUAACCCUAAUGACUUGCAGGGUUCUAGGUAGGGCUCUUUGCCGAAAGAAAAAGGAAAAACUGCAGUAGUCUCUGAAGAAUUCCAGUUUUACAUACUACAGUACAGUAUAUACAACUACGCAACUACUAUAUUCUACUACAAGACAAAUAGGCAUGAAACAUUGUCAAAAUCACAAAUGUUUAUAUUAGACUAGAGCCGGUUUCAGUCAUUCUCAAUUAUUCUAUUUCUUGUAAUAAAAUAGAAACAGCAGUAAAGCAUUUAAAAUCAAUGCAAUCUGCUCAAAAUGUCACAUUGUUUAUACAACAUUUUUAUUGACUUUUAAACAACGUAUUUUUGUAUUUGUGCAGACAAAUGUACCAGUCACAUAUCAAUGUAAAUAUUCACGUAAUACCACAAUCUCUUUUUUGGUCCAAAAAAGAAAAAGAAAAAAACACAACAUACGGCGAAUAUGGGCAAACAAUGUGAUGCAUUUCUUGCUUUUAUGUCCUUGGUUUCUGAGUAGAGGAUUUGACUAUGUUUGUGUGCUACAGGUGAAUAUUUAAAACAGAUAAAAAAUAAAGUGCUCCUUCCCAUCUGCUGUAUGGUAUGUAUUGACAAUAUCGCUCCAAUUUAUGAACAGUUCCAUUUGCUUGCACUACGCAAGAAAAAUGAAUUUAAAAAAGUUCCAAAGAAAACUAAAUAUAGCCUAUUGAAUUAUCUACAGGUUACAGAAGUUGUCUCAUGUUUCUGGGGAUCAUAAUCAGACAUGCAAUCUAUUAAGACAGGUGCUUAAAAACAAUAACAUAGAAACUAUAUAGUAGAUACCAGUUUGCAACUUUGUGUUAUAUUCCAUUAGGGAAACAUAUGAACAGCUGUAUUGCAUUGUAAUACUUGCUUUAAUGUGUGGUAUGGCAAACUUCUCUAUAACUUCAGUUGGCUGAGGGGACUCGUUUUUCAAAUCUAUCUAUCUAUCUAUAGAUAAUUGGUUACAAUUCCUUUUAAAUGUAUUUUUCUCAUCCAACAGCAAGAAAAAGUAGCAGUAAAACUGAAAUAAAAGAUGGCACGUGACAUAUUGCAAAACAA